Molecule: messenger RNA, 958 nt
Organism: Perca flavescens (yellow perch)
Lineage: Eukaryota; Metazoa; Chordata; Actinopteri; Perciformes; Percidae
Product: homeobox protein Hox-D9b
Exons: 2
Coding region: 44-958 (304 amino acids)
Biological process (GO): proximal/distal pattern formation; embryonic skeletal system morphogenesis; anterior/posterior pattern specification
Cellular component (GO): nucleus
Molecular function (GO): DNA-binding transcription factor activity, RNA polymerase II-specific; RNA polymerase II cis-regulatory region sequence-specific DNA binding
Source: RefSeq, a predicted model, not a curated record
CAGUCGCACUUAAGUGUCUUUUUAUUGAAAUAAUAAAAUAAACAUGUCGCUAACGAAUUAUUAUUCCAUGAUGGGGAUCCAGACUGAGGAGCCUUACGGUGCACAUUUCAUCCCGGGAGGCUUGCAGGGUUCGACGGCCGGCUGCGCAAAGCCAGUCCGGAGAGCGGAGGAUGAGGAGGGGAUCCCCGGCUCACACGUUCCAGAUUUUUCACAUUUUUCCAACAAACAAACGAGCUUAAACGGCUUUUCUCCCUGGGCAAACAACUCUACUUCAUCUUCGCCCUCUUCUCCGCAGCUGCAGUCCACCCCCGGUCUUUUUCACCCACAUCACCUCCUGAGCCACCACCACCCAUACUACGACCCGCAGACGCAGACCCACACCGAACACCUCGCAUCCGCGGCCGCUUCCGAGAGCAGGUUCGUCCGCUGUUGGGAGGGGGCGACUCCCACCUCGGAGACUUCUGUGUCACAUGCGUCGGUCGGUUUUCCCGUGUGUGUCCCCGCUCAGGGUGACCUUUCCAAUCUGAGCCCGAGGUACGAGGCGGUUAAACCUGAGAGUUCACCGCCGUCACACGACAUCCCCAAAGAUUCCAGCUUCGCUAGCCCGACUGAGGUCGUCCUGGAGCGGCUUGGCACGGCGAAGGAGCUGGGAAGGAAACCGGAGCCCAAAAAGGUGGACGAGGAGAGAAAAACAAAGCAACAGCUUGACCCGGAAAAUCCAGCAGCUAGUUGGAUCUAUGCCAAGUCCACCCGGAAGAAAAGGUGUCCAUACACCAAACACCAGACCCUGGAGCUGGAGAAGGAGUUUCUCUACAACAUGUACCUGACCAGGGACCGGCGCCUGGAGGUGGCAGGACUCUUAAAUCUGACAGAGAGACAGGUCAAAAUCUGGUUCCAGAACAGACGGAUGAAGAUGAAGAAGCUGAUGAUCCGGGAGAGGAGGAGUGUGAAUGAAUGA